Molecule: messenger RNA, 2424 nt
Organism: Electrophorus electricus (electric eel)
Lineage: Eukaryota; Metazoa; Chordata; Actinopteri; Gymnotiformes; Gymnotidae
Gene: kcnn2
Product: potassium calcium-activated channel subfamily N member 2
Biological process (GO): potassium ion transport
Cellular component (GO): membrane
Molecular function (GO): calmodulin binding; small conductance calcium-activated potassium channel activity
Source: RefSeq, a predicted model, not a curated record
AUGGAAACCCCAUUGCAGUUGCCGAACGAUUUCUUUCAAGAGCAGCAGUUUCAGCACGCCAAGUAUCAUCAGCGCAGCUGCGCACCGGACGACCGCUCCGGCGCUCAGAUCGAGCGGUGCUGCACCUGCAACGAUUCCGCGUGCGGCGAAAGGAAGAGUCGAAAAUUUCACGGGACGUCGCAAACCCCGCUCUCAACUUUAAGAACAUCAUCCGCAUCGUCUUCAGCCAGGCAAGGUUGUCAGUGUAGCGUUUGCGAGUUCACGCCCUCUAGUCAUGGUAGUUCAUUUAGACAUCAGCAGCAGCAGCAUCACUGGCACAGUCGGCAGCGGGGCAGCCCGUGUACGAGCCGCAAAGAGUGCAACUCUUGUCAUGAAAUAGCCAUGAGCAGCUGCAGAUACAACGGCGGCGUCAUGCGGCCGCUGAGCAACUUGAGCUCGUCCCGCAGGAACCUGCACGAGUUUGAUUCGGAGUCCCAGCCGUUGCAGCCCAUCUCUGCAGCGGAUGCGUCGGAUACCCUAGCCUCGAAACCGGAGAGCAACUCGACCACCCUAAUGCCUUACGCAUCGGGCGACGGAGGCGGUGGAUGCAGUCACGGCGGCAAUAAAUCGGGCAAAAAGAAGAAUCAGAACAUUGGGCAAAAGCUCGGACACAGAAGGGCCCUGUUUGAGAAAAGAAAGCGUCUCAGCGACUAUGCGCUGAUAUUUGGGAUGUUUGGAAUCGUUGUUAUGGUUAUAGAGACAGAACUCUCGUGGGGAGCGUACGGGAAGGAGUCCUUGUAUUCCUUAGCCCUAAAAUGCCUGAUAAGCCUUUCUACAAUCAUUCUUCUCGGCUUGAUUAUCAUUUAUCAUGCCAGGGAGAUUCAGCUGUUUAUGGUGGACAAUGCGGCGGACGAUUGGAGGAUAGCGAUGACCUAUGAACGCAUCUUCUUCAUCUGCCUGGAGAUCCUGGUGUGCGCCAUCCAUCCCAUCCCGGGCAAGUACACGUUCACGUGGACGGCGCGCCUCGCCUUCUACUACACGGCCUCCAAGACGGACGCUGACGUGGACAUCAUCCUGUCCAUCCCCAUGUUCCUGCGCCUCUACCUGAUCGCCCGCGUCAUGCUCCUGCACAGCAAGCUGUUCACGGACGCGUCGUCGCGGAGCAUCGGCGCCCUCAACAAGAUCAACUUCAACACGCGCUUCGUCAUGAAGACGCUCAUGACCAUCUGCCCCGGCACGGUGCUGCUCGUCUUCACCAUCUCCCUGUGGAUCAUCGCGGCCUGGACCGUGAGAGCCUGCGAGAGGUACCAUGAUAACCAGGACGUAACCAGCAACUUCCUAGGAGCCAUGUGGUUGAUCUCAAUCACCUUUCUAACCAUUGGAUAUGGGGACAUGGUCCCUAACACAUACUGUGGCAAAGGCGUCUGUCUCCUCACUGGCAUUAUGGGUGCCGGGUGCACUGCUCUGGUAGUGGCGGUGGUGGCAAAGAAGCUGGAAUUAACCAAAGCCGAAAAACACGUCCACAACUUCAUGAUGGACACACAGCUGACUAAAAGAGUGAAGAACACGGCUGCAAAUGUUCUCAGGGAGACGUGGCUCAUCUACAAGAACACCAAGCUGGUGAGGAAGAUGGACCACGCCAGGGUCAGGAAGCACCAGAGGAAGUUCCUCCAAGCCAUUCACCAAGCUCGAAAAUUAAGAAGUGUUAAAAUGGAGCAACGGAAACUGAACGACCAGGCAAACUCUCUAGUGGACCUCGCAAAGACUCAGAAUAUCAUGUACGACCUCAUCUCGGACCUGAACGAGCGCGGCGAGGACACGGAGAAGCGCAUAGCCGUGUUGGAGACCAAGCUGGAGACCCUGCUCAGCAGCCUGCAGGCCCUGCCGGGCCUCAUCACCCAGCUGAUCGGCCAGCAGCAAAGGGACUUCCUGGAGGUGCAGCUGCAGCCGUACGACAGACGCAGCCCCGAGCGCUCGCAGUCUGUCUCCCACCGUCGUUCCUCCUCCACGGCUCCGCCCACCUCCUCUGAGAGCAGCUAGAGCCCCGCCCCCUGCUCCGCCCGUCUCUUCUCAGAGCGGCUAGAGCCUGCUGCUCCGACCAGGACUUUUGCCAUCAUAUGGCCAAGUUGCAUUUUACUGUAAAGCCUUAUGGUUUCAAUAAAGUAUUAUCCGAAUUUUGAUGACAGCGUCAAGCAGGGGAUAAUGCAAUUGAAAUGGCAUAACUUCCACAUACAGUCAAAUCUUUAUUUUUACCUCAGAAAAACUGUUCUCUCUUCUCUGCUGCCAGGUUCACAGAGAAAUAUUUCCUCAGUACAAAUGACUAAAAGAUGGGGCUAUCAAGGUAACAAGUCCUCUGAGUCACCUCUAAAGUGACUUAUUUAAGGAGAGCAGUGUUACAACCUCCAAGGCGCAAAAAAACCUCUGCGUCACUAUAGUGCUUCCCGG